GAAAUUUGUGUUUUACCCCCGAUGGAAAUUCAUUACUGAGCCCUGUUGGAAAUCGUUUAUCAUUAUUUGAUCUUGUAAAUAAAGAUGGUGCGCUUUUUAUUUGGAAAUUCGCUUCUUCUCAAACGCCAACAGAAGACAAUGAUCAAUAUGAAGAAAUGGAUAUUGAUAAUGCAGAAUCAGAAUUAACGAAAUCGAAAAAAUGGAUUAUAUCGUCUCGUCAUUAUUUCAAUCAAUCUGGGGCUAAACUGGGUCAACUUUUGGUUUGGGAAUGGCAAUCCGAAUCUUACGUUCUUAAACAACAAGGGCAUUAUUAUGAUAUGAAUACGUUAUCAUAUUCUUCAGAUGGUCAAAAUAUUGCAACCGGAGGUGAUGAUGGUAAAGUCAAAGUGUGGAAUACCAUGUCAGGAUUUUGUUUCGUUACAUUUUCCGAACAUACUUCCGGUGUUAGUGUGGUAGAAUUUGCAAAAAAUGGUCAUGUUUUAUUUUCGGCUUCUUUGGAUGGAACUGUUCGCGCAUUUGAUUUAAUUCGUUAUAGAAAUUUUAGAACUUUUACAUCUCCAUCACCAGUUCAAUUUACCGCGUUAGCUGUUGAUCCAAGCGGUGAAAUUGUUUGUGCUGGUUCAAUGGAUACUUUCGAAGUUUUUGUAUGGUCUGUGCAAACUGGUAAAUUAUUAGAUAUUAUGGCUGGCCACGAAGGUCCUAUAAGUGGUUUGGCCUUUAAUCCUACAGGUUUAUUGUUGGCUUCAAGUUCAUGGGAUGCUACGGUUC
Racocetra fulgida is the source of this 768-nucleotide messenger RNA. Lineage: Eukaryota; Fungi; Glomeromycota; Glomeromycetes; Diversisporales; Gigasporaceae. The record is from the annotation of a GenBank genome assembly.